This is a messenger RNA of Poecilia latipinna (sailfin molly), 1859 nucleotides long. RefSeq names its product CCM2 scaffold protein (gene ccm2). Gene Ontology annotation, biological process: vasculogenesis; heart development. The record is from RefSeq and is a predicted model, not a curated record. The transcript has 6 exons. Lineage: Eukaryota; Metazoa; Chordata; Actinopteri; Cyprinodontiformes; Poeciliidae. The annotation marks the transcript as partial.
AUGAACUGAAGGUUUUGUGUUUUUUUUUUUCAGCUCAGGAGUCGGGAGGCUCUCCCUGUCCCAGCUCGUGUCCCGACCUAAACAAAUCCCAGACUCUCAGCUCCCUGUCGGAGAGCGGGGCUGUGCUGGUGGAGGUCUGCUGUCUUCUUGUCCUAGCAGUUGAUAAUAAGGCAGCAGCGGAGGAACUGUGUCUUUUGCUCAGCCAGGUCUUUCAGAUUGUUUACACAGAAUCAACUAUAGACUUUCUAGACAGAGCCAUAUUUGAUGGAGCUACAACGCCUACAAGACACCCUUCUUUGUACAGUGACGACUCUUCGAGCAAAGUAGAUGUCAAGGAGGCUUUUGAGAGAGAAACCAGCCCGUUUCCUUUCGAGGCCACAGAAGGAAGCUCUCCAUCUACAUCCACCCCUGCAUCCCCUCAGACAAAGGCCCCAAGUGAAGGAGAGCUCAGCACCACUGCUGCAGAGCUUCUACAGGACUACAUGACUACAUUGCGAACAAAGCUAUCAUCGCAGGAGAUCCAGCAGUUUGCAGCUCUGCUCCAUGAAUACAGGAACGGUUCCUCCUUUCACGAGUUCUGCAUCAACCUGCGGCAGCUCUACGGGGACAGCAGGAAGUUCCUCCUGCUCGGCCUGCGUCCCUUCAUACCCGAGAAGGACAGCCAGCACUUUGAAAACUUCCUAGAGACCAUCGGAGUGAAGGACGGCCGCGGCAUAAUCACAGACAGCUUCGGCCGCUGCAAACGCACGGCCAGCUCCGCCUCCGACUCCACCACCAACGGCAACGGAGCGGCGGGAGGCAGCGGCGACAGCACGGCGUCGGAGGAGGGGCGGGACGCCUCGGAGGGCGACGAAUGGGACCGUAUGAUUACUGACAUCAGCAACGACAUCGAAGCUCUUGGCUGCAGCAUGGACCAGGAGGCGGUGACCCCCUGACCUGUCGGCGCGAAACCACGGCCACGCCUCAGACGAGCGGUUGGCUUUACUAAAGCGGAUCAGAUGAAGGUGGUCCUUAGCACUGACCUAAGAUUUGGUUUAUACGUUUAUUCCUCUAAUUAUCAAGAGGACGUUCCGUCGGCCCUGUACAUUUAAGGAAAAUCUUUGUCGAGUCGACUCGCGCACUUAUGCAGACCUUGUAGUGGACUUGUAGUUAUUGUUUUACAUUUCAGCUGGAUUCGCCUCAGAGUUAUUUUUUAAACUUUAUCUUCGGUUUUGUACUCGUUUAUUGGCAGCAUCUGCCACUUGCUCUCUGUGACAAAGCUUAGCUCUCCAGUCAGCGCAGCAGCGACUGGAGAAUCCACCGAUAGACUGUGCAGACAUUUUAGAAGGUUAAGACUGAGAUUUGUAUCUUAAUUUAACCGUGAAUUAAUCGGCUUCAUCCACCUUUGGUUUUCUUCAUUUGUUUCGAUGUAAGGAUGUAACGUUUUUGCUAUGUGUAGUAUUGUAAGUUCUGCUUUUACCUCACACUUUGUUAAUCAGCGCUUACUCUGUUUAUAUGUUUUUGCCUUAUUCAAACUGACCUAGAAGACGCUGUAAAAGAAACGGCUGCAUUCAUUUAAAGCCACACUGUGUGGACUGUAUUUUUUAUUUUUUUUUGUGACAAGGCCAGCUUAUGGAUGGUUGAUGUAAAUUGUUUUCAACAUUCAGGUCAUUUUUGUGUUGCAUUAAAUUUGUCGUCGUGCCUAAACACUGCAGUUCUGCUGCCGGCAGGUUCUUAGUGACUCUUAGAGCAGUUCUGCGGCAAGUUGUGGUUAAUGCAUAACAAAUCAAUUACAUUGAUUUAUAUUUUGGUAUUGCAUAAUUGCAAGCAUCAUGAUGUUGCAUAAAAAAAAAAAACACUUGUGACAGUGUCUCACCUAA